GUAUUGAAGAUGCGUUCAGGACAGCCGCCACUGAGGUCAGUCUGCUGGCUGGAACAGAUGAGUUCAACGCUACAGAGCUCUUUGGUGUCGACACAGACAGCUGUGAACGCUGGAUGAACUGUAAGUCUGAGUUCCUGAAGAAAUACAUGACCAAAGUCUCCAACGACCUCCCCGGCUGCCCCUGCUCCUACCCCACCGAGGUGGCCUACAGCACGGCCGACGUCCCCGACCCCGCCACGCGCCGGGACUUCCGCUGGAAAGACGCCAGCGGCCCCAAGGAGAAACUAGAGAUCUACAAACCCACGGCCCGAUACUGCAUCCGCUCUAUGUUAACUCUCGAGUCCACUACUCUGGCCGCACAGCACUGCUGCUACAAUGACAACAUGAAGCUCGUCACCCGAGGUAAAGGAGCAGGAACACUCAACCUCAUCAGCAAUGAGUUCUCUGCUGACCUCCACUACAAGGUAGACAUCCUMCCCUGGAUCAUCUGUAAAGGGGACUGGAGUCGCUAUAACCAGGUCAGGCCUCCUAACAACGGGCAGAAGUGUCCAAACAACCCGCUGGACGAGGAUUACCUCAAACAGGUGGAGGAAGCUCGAGAGUUUUAGACCUGGAGAGAUGAACAUGUGAAGAAAAAAAAAGAAAAUAAAGGAAAACGAUCUUGAGAAAUGUUUAUGAAUCUGGUACUUCAGUUGGUGCUUCAAACCAUCCGUGAGUGUUUUUAGACUUUGGAACUAGGUGCCCAUAUGAACAGGACUGUCUGUUGAUCAGCCAACGUGAUAAAGAGACAACUUAUCUCUCACUUGGACACAAGGAACUGUUCUUCACCAUAAUCACAGUCUAUAAGUCAUGUUAGGUCUUCAUUUCUUUUGACAUAUGCCUCAAAUCAAAUGAUAUUCAAAGUAAAAUUGUAUGAUGGAUUUUGACAAUAAUUUUUUCUGAUAAUAAUUCUAUAAAUGUUUGGUUUAAAAGGGAUAGCUUGGUGUAGCUUCAUAAAAAGGGAAAAUUACUUUUCAUGUUUUAGAUUUGUUUGUAAGUUUUUUAGUUUGUUUAUGAUUGGCCAAAAGGAGAGCCCAGGGAUUGGCCAAAAGGAGAGCCCAGGGAUUGGCCAAAAGGAGAGCCCAGGGAUUGGCCAAAAGGAGAGCCCAGGGAUUCUCAAUUGGCGGAAUGAUCAGAUCCGAAUCUCCAUGUUGAGUCACACCCCCCUGACCUAUCAGAAGAGAGAGAGAGAGA
Molecule: messenger RNA, 1233 nt
Organism: Salvelinus sp. IW2-2015
Lineage: Eukaryota; Metazoa; Chordata; Actinopteri; Salmoniformes; Salmonidae
Gene: ism1
Product: isthmin 1
Biological process (GO): negative regulation of angiogenesis
Source: RefSeq, a predicted model, not a curated record